GGCCGGCGGGGGCGAGGCAGAUGGGGCUCAAGGCUCGCAGGCCGGCGGGGGCGGCUGGCGGCGGCGGCGACGGGGGCGGCGGAGGCGGCGGGGCCGCUAACCCUGCCGGAGGGGACGCGGCGGCGGCCGGCGACGAGGAGCGGAAAGUGGGGCUAGCGCCGGGCGACGUGGAGCAAGUCACCUUGGCGCUGGGAGCCGGAGCUGACAAAGACGGGACCCUGCUGCUGGAGGGCGGCGGCCGCGACGAGGGGCAGCGGAGGACCCCGCAGGGCAUCGGGCUCCUGGCCAAGACGCCCCUGAGCCGCCCGGUCAAGAGGAACAACGCCAAGUACAGACGCAUCCAAACUUUGAUCUACGACGCCCUCGAGAGACCGCGGGGCUGGGCGCUGCUCUACCACGCGCUCGUGUUCCUGAUUGUUCUGGGGUGCUUGAUCCUGGCCGUCCUGACCACCUUCAGGGAGUACGAGACUGUUUCGGGAGACUGGCUUCUGCUGCUGGAAACAUUUGCUAUUUUCAUCUUCGGAGCCGAGUUUGCUUUGAGGAUCUGGGCUGCCGGCUGUUGCUGCCGAUACAAAGGCUGGCGGGGACGACUGAAGUUUGCCAGAAAGCCCUUGUGCAUGUUGGACAUCUUCGUGCUGAUCGCUUCAGUGCCGGUGGUUGCCGUGGGAAACCAGGGCAACGUCCUGGCCACGUCCCUGCGGAGCCUGCGCUUCCUGCAGAUCCUUCGGAUGCUGCGAAUGGACCGGAGGGGCGGCACCUGGAAGCUCCUGGGCUCGGCCAUCUGCGCCCACAGCAAAGAGCUCAUCACCGCCUGGUACAUCGGGUUCCUGACGCUCAUCCUCUCUUCAUUUCUUGUCUACCUGGUUGAGAAAGAUGUGCCGGAGGUGGAUGCCCAAGGAGAAGAGAUGAAAGAGGAAUUUGAGACCUACGCGGAUGCCCUGUGGUGGGGCCUGAUUACACUGGCCACCAUUGGCUACGGAGACAAGACGCCCAAAACGUGGGAAGGCCGUCUGAUCGCAGCCACCUUUUCGUUAAUCGGCGUCUCCUUUUUUGCCCUGCCAGCCGGCAUCCUGGGGUCCGGGCUAGCGCUCAAGGUGCAGGAGCAGCACCGUCAGAAGCACUUUGAGAAAAGGAGGAAGCCCGCUGCUGAGCUUAUCCAGGCCGCCUGGAGGUACUAUGCUACCAACCCCAACAGGAUUGAUCUCGUGGCGACGUGGAGGUUCUAUGAAUCAGUCGUCUCUUUUCCAUUCUUCAGGAAAGAACAGCUGGAUCCAGCAGCCAGCCAAAAGCUGGGUCUCUUGGAUCGGGUUCGCCUUUCUAAUCCUCGUGGUAGCAAUACUAAAGGAAAGCUAUUUACCCCUCUGAAUGUAGAUGCCAUAGAAGAAAGUCCUUCUAAAGAACCAAAGCCUGUUGGCUCAAACAAUAAAGAGCGCUUCCGCACCGCCUUCCGCAUGAAAGCAUACGCUUUCUGGCAGAGCUCUGAAGAUGCUGGGACAGGGGACCCCACAGCGGAAGACAGGGGCUAUGGAAAUGAGUUCCUCAUCGAAGACAUGAUCCCCACCCUGAAGGCCGCCAUCCGAGCCGUCAGAAUUCUACAAUUCCGUCUCUAUAAAAAAAAAUUCAAGGAGACUUUGAGGCCUUAUGAUGUGAAGGAUGUGAUUGAACAAUAUUCUGCUGGACAUCUCGACAUGCUUUCCCGAAUCAAGUACCUUCAGACAAGAAUAGAUAUGAUUUUCACCCCUGGACCUCCAUCUACUCCAAAACAUAAGAAGUCUCAGAAAGGAGCCGCCUUCACCUACCCAUCCCAGCAGUCUCCCAGGAAUGAACCCUAUGUAGCCAGACCAUCCACAUCAGAAGCUGAAGACCAAAGCAUGAUGGGGAAGUUUGUGAAAGUCGAAAGGCAGGUGCACGACAUGGGGAAGAAACUGGAUUUCCUGGUGGACAUGCACUUGCAGCACAUGGAGCGGCUCCAGGUGCGUGUCAGCGACUUCUCCCCGAGCAAGGGGGCCUGCUCGCCAGCCGAGGCCGAGCGGAAAGAGGACCACAGGGACUCGGAUUUGAAAACCAUCAUCUGCAACUAUUCCGAAACGGGCACCCCCGAUGCCCCCUACAGCUUCCACCAGGUGCCCGUCGACAAAGUCGGCCCCUAUGGGUUUUUUGCCCAGGACCCCGUGAACCUGCCCCUAGGGGGACCCAGUUCUGGAAAGGGUCAUGCGGAAAGGGUCACCUAUGCGGAAAGGCCCACCGUCCUGCCUAUCUUGACGCUUCUCGACUCCCGGGGGAGCUACCGCUCCCAGGCGGAACUGCAUGGCCCCUGCUCGGACCGCGUCUCCCCCCGGCAGAGGUGCAGCCUCACCCGGGACAGCGACACGCCCCUAUCCCUGAUGUCAGUCAACCACGAGGAGCUGGAACGCUCGCCCAGUGGCUUCAGCAUCUCCCAGGACAGAGACGAUUAUGCGUUUGGCCCGAGCGGGGGGUCGAGCUGGAUGAGGGAGAAACGGUACCUGGCCGAGGGUGAGACGGACACGGACACCGACCCCUUCACACCCAGUGGCUCCAUGCCUCUGUCGUCCACAGGGGAUGGCAUUUCUGAUUCAAUAUGGACCCCUUCCGGCAAGCCCACUUAAAAAGGGGGUCGUGGGCUGACUCCUCCUUGUAAUGUAGACAGACUUUGUAUAGCUCACUUGCUCUCACACCCGCCACGUCCCUUUGAGAUCACCGGGGGCUGCAUCAAACGCAUGCAUGUGCGUGGUGGCCCCACCUGGGCGGGGGCUUGUCGUGGCCUUUUACCUCCCCCGGUCACCACAAUGAAGCCGCUUCCUUUCAAGCAUGGUUUGCAUGACUUUACACUAUAUAAAAUGGUACCGCUAACCUCUUUAAGAUACACAUUUAUCCGCUGUUCUUACUUUGAAUCAUGACUGGGCCAGUACAGGGAGAAAUUAUGGAUGAGCCGUGCUAUGUGUCUGUGUGGUUGGCUGCUUUGGGUUUUGGUUUGGUAAGCAGAGAAAGUCGUUUCCGUUGCUCUCGCAUCACUGCCCCUUUGUGUAAAACACUCCAAUGAUUAGUUGUUUUCUACAGCAAGCAAAUAGUUCCCUCAACAAAAAAGCAUCAUGUACCAAGGAGGUUGCCUCUUGAGCUAAAAUGUGAGGGCAGGAAUGAGAUAGCAUCAUAUCUGCCAAACUAAGAAUUACAAAAUUAUUUUAUUAAGGAAAAGCUGGGAAAACCUUCCAAAAGCUCUCAGGGACCUCACUUGGUCUGUCGUUGUCAACUCUCACGCCCGUUUCUUCAUCUCUCAAAGGUGGUGGCAAGUGUAACAUUUCGGAUGAGUUGUGAAUAGGCAGGGAGAAAGCACACACACACGUUAAAAUAGUUCCCAACUUAUGCAGCCAAAGAUAACAAAAUUUAUCAGCCGCAGGGUGCCCCUUGGGGCAGGAGUCCAGUUCAGUGCCUUCAAGACGAGGUUCCAAUUCACAUUCCUCCCUGUGAUACUCAUACAAGAUGCCCGAGUCAAAUGGGAACUGGAGUCAAGAGGGCACACAGAAAUUGCCUGGUCCAGGACCUUCCCUGUAAAAAUGAGAAACUGUAGGCCAGGUAAAGAGAGAUGACUGGGAUGCCCCCAUCACCCGCCAGGAGAGCUGGGACUCAGAUCUCAGCCAGCUGACUGUCUGCAGGCCCUGGUCUCCUCCCAACACUGCUCUGCAGUUUCCACAAUGGGACCAAGUGCCUGUAUUCUGUGUUGUAUAGAAAGCACUCAUGAAACUGUUUGUCCAAGUGGGAGGGGGAUGUCUGCUUUUAUUGCAAAACAAGCUUGUCUGAUGCUUUGCAUUCUGGAUCCAGAAAAAAAAUCAAUACAAUGAAGCUACAACAUUUUAGGCAAAAUUUCCAGAACCAUCUAAUUUCACCCCUCUAGAUAUUUGAAACCACAUGUAGCCAUAAGACUAGCUAAUGUGUAAGCAGACAAGCUGGAGUGCACCGACCUGUAUAAGUAUCAAUAUGAAGCAGAAGCCAUCCUGUUAGGAGAAGUUGCUGCUCUCUGAAACACAUUGAUGGGCAAGAUUUCUGUUAGGCUUGGAAUAAUUAGCUAAAUGACUCCACCACAGUGUUAUUGUCUCACUCUCUUCACACGUCUAAGGGCCGUUGUAGAUGGUUGCCAGGGUGACCAUCAAACUGAUUGACAUGAGUGUCUGCAUCCCACCAGUAUUCUCCCUCGAAUUGUUGCCAAGAGCCCGAAUGGCUGUGGCAGACACGAGGUUGACAGCUUCAUCAUUACCUAAUGCGAGGAUUUUGCACUAUAUUGGAGAGAGGAGCUUCUUCCUCAGAUGUGGGUUUCUUUCAACCACAUGUCAACAGGUAUCUCGUAAAAGGCUCAGAGUACAGUGAUAAUGAAGGGUCAGCCCCUGACUUUAGGAACUUACAGCCAAAGUCUGAAGUCCUUGGCAUUGUGAAUGGUAGAAAGGAAGUUGUAUGUGGGGAGUCCCAUGAAUGGAUGGGUGUUGACCUUGAAGUCCCAGGUAGGAAAUACAGAAGAAUGAGCACGUACAUCAGAUGUGAAACCCCCUCUCCGAUGGUUGACUAUUGGACUUUCUGGCCAUUUGAAGGGCAAAAGGUGUGGAUCAUUUGAUCCUUCCCAUAUUAUAGGGGGCUGCAAGUGCCACUGGGGUUGUUGACCCAAGAAACCUUAUGUUCCUUCCUUAGGGCUUGGUUCUUGAUUCUGGUCUUCCUGGAAUCUUUCAUCAAAAAUGACUGAGCCAUCUAACAUGCCAAUUAUUUUUCUAACUUAUUAAUACCCCUGCAGAACACACUGGUCUCAGUAUCUUACAAGUAGAGGCAUUUUCCAAGAACUCAGUGGAGUUCCCAGCUGGAAAAGUGAGACUUUCUCAUCCUCAUAUUAAAAAUAGUCAUCAUGGAUCCAAAGUUAGAUGAUUUCCUCAGGUUCUUUUAGUAACUGACAAACGACUGGAAUUUGUAUUUUGUUCCAAACCAUAAGAAGGCACAUUAGCUUCCGUGCUGGGUCAUAAGGCCAGGAUGGCAGGGAUUGGAUUUGUGUUGAUUAUAUAGCCCCAAUGCAGUAUCAGGGUAGACAAAGGCAAAUUAAUCUUCAUGAAUGAAUAAAUGAUAAGAAUCUUAAGAGCCAUUCUUUCCCAUCUAAGAAAGCAAAAAAGAACACAUUUACUUUCUGGAAUAUUCUGCUUUGCUAUUCCCUUUAAAAAAAAAAUUCCUGAAAUGCAAACCAAACCCUGUUCAAGUUGCCUGUCCACAGACAACAUCAUCAACAUGGCUGUCAUUGAUGAAGUAGAAAUUCAGGGUGUAGGACUGAACAUAGGUUAUAGGGAGAAACAGUAUGUGCUUCCACAAACAUCUUUUUGUCAAACCAAGAAACAGCAUGCUGGAAUAAUCCAACAGAAUUGGUAAAUAACCAUUUACCAAGAUUACUGGUAAAUUGAGAUUAUUCUACCAAGAUUAUUCUACUUCAGCUAUACCAGUGGUUUAUCUGAGACUAUUCUACCUCAGAUAUACCAGUGGUUCUGAAGUUUCCCCGAGAAACUACAAUAGUUUCAGCUGAACUUCAUGAAAUAAUGAAAAAUUAAUUCCAUUACAAGAACUAAGUAUGACUUUCUCAAGGGAAACUGUGACUUCAUCAUAUGCAUUUGAUCUCUGUAUGUCACAACAUGAUAUAUGCAAAAUUUAAGAGGUCCUCUUUUAGUAGUAUCAAAAUUAAUUAGAUAAAUUCACUUUCCAAAUGUUAGGUUAAAGGUAAUGCUAUUGGCUGAGAAGAAAGUACUUGAGAUCACUUUUGAGUUUGGACUAUCAAAGACUAGCACACAAGCAAAUUCUGGAAGUAUUUUUUUUCUAACUGUGAGAGGAAAAGGGGGAAAAAAUCAAACUGAGAAAGUUCUAUUUAUUAAGUGUGUUUGUUCUGGAAGCUGAGAGAUCGGAUUUAUUAGACAUGGCAUUGAUGUUAUAAAGCUCUAAUUGUCAUGAAAACAAAGCCAGACAAUCCCAAGGUAUACUAUAGGUCAAAUGAGUUCAUUAGUCAACAAUAUGCAUCGAAUGCCUAUUUUGUGAAAGGCAGUUAGUUCCUAAGACACUGUGAGUUGAAAGAAUAAUUACUUAUAGACAUUAUUAAUUGUUAACGCUAAUAUAACAGGAGCUGCUCAUAACUGGCCAAGAUCAUUGUCAUAAUUCUAUGCCACUCAAAUAAGUGUGAUAAAAACACUCAUUUGUUUAUUCAUUGCCAAGAUUUAUUAAGCACCACUGUCUUCUAGGCACCGCACAAAGCACCAGAAAUUUAGAGAUAAGAAAAAUACCAAAAUCUAGGACUCUAGUGGCCUUGAAUUAUUAAAGUUCCCUUCAAACUGUGUCUACCAAAAGUGGAAAGAACUUCAUCUCAUUCCUGCAGACAAUUCUAUAUAGACAAGAAUGCUUCCAAGGUUGGAAUCAGUGAGAGAUUGAACAUGGAAGAACGUGAAAGUAGAAACUCUGCAUCAAAGUGGUCAUGACCCCAUCAGCUCAGGAAAGGCCAAAUGGGUCCUCCAGGGACUUUAAGUUCCAUGCUUUGGACUUUAUGGCUCCAAAUAAGAUAAGCUGUGGAAGAAGAGUUUUUAGAGCAUCUGAGAAGGUUCUGGAGAAACGCUUUCUCUUCCUCACCAGAUUGCUGCCGUAGUGGACAGCAGGCAAGGAACUGAGACAAUUCCAUUUUGUGUGUUGAUAAAGAGAUGCUUAUAGUAAGUACCAAUAUACAGCAUCUAUUUCAAGAGAAACGCUUCUAGAAACCUACAGACCAGGUUCUUCUGGGGCACGAGAAGAACUGUGUCCAGUGUCUUUAGAUGUCAACUGAAUUUUGAACAGUCUGCCAAGCAUAGCCCAGGCUUCCUCCAGAAGAUGCCAAGUAACUGCUCUUGGUUUUCCUAGAAUCCACACACAAGGCACUUAGAACCACAAGGAUUGUCUUUGCUCUCUGAACCCCAGGCACUCUGAGGAAUCUGCCCCAUUGUCCUCACUUGUCUUUGAAGGCUUGUUUGUUUCAGGAUGAACUUUUGAACAGACUGUAAGUCCUUUCUUUGUAUUGAAAUCAACCCAAAAUUCUUGUGUUACUGAUAUUACACUAUUUAAAACUGAGCCUAAAUCAGGUAGCAGUUAGAACAAUGCCCAGGUCAGAAGCAGAUACUGUCUGUAUAGAUUUAGUGCUUAAGGAAACCAGGAGUGGAAAAUGCCUAAGAACUUGAGAGGAUAUAACGAUGACCUGGAUGAAAAUUUGAGUUAUAUUCAAACAAACAUGUUUGGCUUUUCUGGCAAAUUUUUAUUUUCAAAAGAGCUAAUUCGUAUAGAUAAAACCCCUAGUACAGAGACUGCCAUAUCCGAAUGACUACCAUUCAUGUUCAUUUUUUUACAGUAUAUAUGGAUUCCAUUGCCUGAAUCUUUGGUGUAACUCAUGAACUCUAAAUUUAUGCGAGAAGAUCUUUUUCCGAAAAAGAGUGGUCAAGAUACAAUACCAAUUUUUACACGACAGAAUCAGGAACUUUCACAAUUGCCAUUUAAAUAAGGACAUCUCUAGGAAUAAAAAGCCUUCCUUUUUCCAUCAAAAUAAGGAAGAGCAGACUAUCGGAAGGAGGAGACCAGGACGGUUGGAUCCCAGUGUUCGGGUCGUGGAAGUUCCCUGACACAGUUUGUAGGCGGUAAAGUCAAAUAGGAAUAAUUGAAUAUAAAGAGAUGAGUGGUUUCAACAGGGAAAGUCAAUUGUGCCAUGAUGUCUGAGAGACAAAUGCUAGAAAUGAGUGGAGAACUUCCAUGAAAGAGUUUAAGUUUGCUGAAACCCUCCCCAGGGGGCUUUGUUCUCAGCUUUGAACAGUCUCAGCUCCAGCAUGCCUGCAAGGAAACUGUGAAAUAGUAUUCUCCUCUAUUAUCAUAGAUGCAGGAAAGUAGAAUGUCAUAGAGUUUUAGAUGCUCAGAAUGAGAAGAGACCUCAAUAACCCAGAAAAACCACUUCUCUCUUUAUAUCAGGAGCCAAGAAAAUUACACUUACGUGAUCAGUGACUAAAUGAGUGAUUGUGUCACAGAAUCUAGAAUUCAGAUCUAACUCCUAGACCAGAUGUUAGAGAUCAAAAACUGAAACACCCAGUGAGAAUAGAGCAUUGCUCUUGAGCCCAGGAGAUGAGAGAAAACUUCCCGGUCCACUGGAGCAACUGCAGAAGCAGACACAUGUUCGAAACAUCUUCCUGGCUGGAAUAUGAUUGAGGAUCCCAUGCCUUGAAAGAUGACAUCAUUCCUUCUUCCAAAACCCUGCUGUCUUCAAAGACAUAGUAACACCACUGCUGCUGCGAGCAGUUGAAAAAAGGCAAGAAGAGCCCUGCUCCCCUCCCCUCCGCUCACCGCUCCCACUUUGUCCCCUCCGUGCCCUGCCACGCAUAGGCUGGUUCAUCUCUUUGACCCAUUUGGCUUCAGACUCAUGUCUCAGACUACAUCCUUAUCUAUAAGCCCAUUUACUAGGGUUUCUCUUUGAAAAAAGGAAUUAUGGACUCAAGUUUAAGAAAUGGGAUGUGAUUUCUUUGGGCCCCAAGUCACCAGGUCUACUAAAGUUGACCCUUGGUUUGGGGCUCUCUGGGUCUCUCCUGGGCACAGCCUGUUUCCUCUUGCUUUGUCCCAGAAUGUCUGUCUUGUUCAUGUCACAGCCUAGUAUUCUGGUGUCUUCACCAAAACUACAAAGAAGCAAACAGGAUUUAAUUGCAGAUAUCUUAUGUUCCUGUAACUAGAAAAUUGUUUUAGGAGGUGAACAAGCCUCUGUCGGCUCAAAGGAGGAUUACCAUAGUUGGUUUCCACUCAUGCUGUGCUUGGGAUAGAUUUUCCAGAAUUCAGCAGGGCUGCCCCACAGCCCUUGUUAAACCCAGUAGCAGGAUAUUCAUAUCUCCUGAAUCAGGCAGAACCAGGAGCUCCUAAGAGAUAGAAAGGAAGAUGGUCAAGCUCUUGGAUGGCAAUAGGUGACCCAGGGUUUUUAAAGACUGUCUGGGGUUGAAAUAAGUUUCAGAGAGAAAUAAAUAAAAAAUGGGCUCUAUGUAAGAAUAACCUGAGUGUGACUUAUAAUUGAGCAGUCAAAAUUCUUUCCCACAGAUUAGGAAUAUAUCUGUAAUUCCUCUUAGACUUGUCAAAUGGACUACACAAUUUGACAUCCCAGAGUAAGACAACAUGAGAACAUGUUUUCUUUCCAUGUUCUAUUCUCUUCCUCUGCCCACAAGACUGUGGUCAGGGAAGGGGGAGAGGGGAACGUGCCCUGAUUUCUCACUUGGAGUGGUAUGGGACAUCACAGUUCUCUCUCUUGAGUUCGUGCAAUCCUCAUCACAAUCCCACUGGAAAAGUGUUACCAUUUCCACCUUGUAGAUGAGCAAGCUGAAGCUGAGAAUGAGAAGCCCUCAACAAAAACCCAUGUACCUCCAAAGCCCAUUCUUUCUUCCCAUCCCAAGUCUCCCAGGUCAAUGGAAAUGCUCCCAGACGGGUCCUGGAAUCUUCCACAAAGCCUUGCCCUCCUCCACCCUGUCUUCCAGUAGAAUGAUUGCAGACCCAUUGGAUCUCUAGAGAGAGGAGUGAUUCUUGCCUUGACUGUUCCCCUUGCUAUUUGGUGGUCCCGCCUAUUCUUUUGAGUGGUUUCACAUUCCAGCUGUCGGCAGGAGAAAACAAUGCCACAUAAAUUGUCAGUCUGGUUCAUGUUGGAAUCCACUAGCUCUGGGAGUUUGGUAUGGCUGCAGAUAAUCCCACAAGUGCCCCUUGUUCCUUAUCCCCAAGGAUCUCCUUUCAUUGUUUUAACCAAACAAGUUCAAAUGUCCCUCCCUCCCAACUCUGGUCUUUUGUCUCUAGACUGCCCCUUUAUUCCAGGGCUUUGAAAUCCUGCAGAAACAGUUGGGUCUUCAAAAACACUCCCUGGAAGGCCAAACGCUCAGAACAGUUUGUGUUUUUCUUUCUUGAUAUGAAAAGAUCAAGGUUCCCAGUGGAAGCCAACCUGAUCUGAUAAUUGGGCUCUUAUUUUCCCUCUGAAUCCUGUUCUAAGGGAGGGGAGGAUAGCUUCUCCCUCCGAAGUUCCUCUGAGGGCUCAGAGUCUGGGUGGAAGGACAAAUUCCCAGCCUGGGUGCCGCUAUCUUUUCAGGUGUCAGAGGCUUUGCUUUAGAGAUGGGAGGUAGGCUCUGACCCAUCUUGAAAAUCACCUUAGAAAGACGGGCCAGCUUCAGCAGACUUGUCAAUCCUUCCCUGUUUUAAAGGAAAAUGCUUUCCCCAUUGCUUUCAGGGGGAUAUGGCUCUUCUUGUACUUUUUCCUCUUCGUAAUGCAGCAGUGAUGGAAAAUACCAGUCUUUGAAGAGCACGUGGAGGUUUCCAGCGACAUGAAUCCAUUGUAUCUGAUUUUGGAUUGUAUUUUCUUUAACCCCCUUUUAUGGCAUAGAAUUCUGGUGCCUUGCUCCCUGAAUUUGUCUCCAUGCUAACAGUAGGCUUUCUUCACAUUCUGGCUUACACGGGAACACAACUCUUCCACAAGUGGCCUUUAGUGCUCUUUAUAAUAUGAUUUCCUGUAAUUUUUAAACUGUGUGUAAUUUAUAUUCUGGCUGUGUCCAAUCUUUGAACAACUUUACUAGGUUGAUUUCCAUAUAUAUUAUGCAAACAAUUCUUACCUGAUUUUUUAUGUUCUAUCUUAAAUAAAUACUGCACCACUUAUUAAUAAAUAGACAUUUCAAUGAC
Messenger RNA from Odocoileus virginianus texanus, 10716 nucleotides. RefSeq names its product potassium voltage-gated channel subfamily Q member 3 (gene KCNQ3). The record is from RefSeq and is a predicted model, not a curated record. Gene Ontology annotation, cellular component: voltage-gated potassium channel complex; membrane. Gene Ontology annotation, biological process: potassium ion transmembrane transport. Gene Ontology annotation, molecular function: voltage-gated potassium channel activity. Lineage: Eukaryota; Metazoa; Chordata; Mammalia; Artiodactyla; Cervidae.